GCUUUUCAGGAUCCCGAACGCUACCGAAAACGUCACGGUGAAACUUUAUCUAUUCUAUUAGACCGUAAUAAUCAGACCAGAUUGUCGUCUGGAAUCGAUGACAUGACAAACGUCGUCUCGUCCCAAAACUGGAGAUCCAGUUGGAUUCUGAGGCAUAGUGAGCUGGCUUGAAGUUUACGAACAAGGUCAGCGGCGAUCCCGAGUCGGGUUUUUUCGCUUCUUCCGCCGUUCAUUUGGCGAUUCCCCACGAGAGAAUGGAGUUGCCGAGGGUCGAGCAGCUGAGGGAGUUCAUCGCCCUCUGCAGGUCGGACCCUUCUGUCCUCCAAGACCCUUCGCUUUUGUUCUUCCGGGAAUACCUCACCAGUUUGGGGGCUAAGCUUCCAUGGGACAGCUCCAAAUCGAGCUUCAUGGAACAGCAUUCUGAUGCAAAAAUGUCUUGUGGAAGUUCCAUAGAUGAUCCUGAUGAUGACAUAGUUGAGUCCGAUAUCGAGUUACAAGGUGAUGUUGUUGAACUUGACAAUGAUCCCCCACAAAAGAUGGGGGAUCCAUCUAUAGAGGUAACACAAGAGCACUGCGAUGCUGCUCAAAUAGCCAAGGCCAGAGCCAUGGUGGCGAUUUCAGAAGGCAGGUUGAUUGAGGCCAUUGACGAUCUUACAGAAGCAAUAUUACUGAAUCCAGGUUCUGCCAUCCUAUACGCUACUAGAGCUACCGUCUUUGUAAAACUAAGCAAGCCGAAUGCUGCCAUUCGAGAUGCUGAUGCAGCUUUGCAGAUUAAUCCUGAUUUAGCAAAAGGAUACAAAUCUCGAGGCAUGGCUAGGUCUAUGAUUGGUGAAUGGCAGGAAGCUGCCAAAGAUCUGAACCUUGCAUCAAAUUUGGACCAUGAUGAGGAAAUAAGUGCAAUGCUUAAAAAGGUUACCCCAAAUGCCCGCAAGAUUGAAGAACACAAAAGAAAAUAUGAAGGGUUGCUGAAGGAAAGGGAACGUAAGAAAGCUGAGGAGGCAACCAGAAAGGAAGCUACGGCUGCAUUAAAGGAUGGGACUGUUAUCGUCAUCCAAUCUGUCAAUGAGUUGGCUUCUAAGUUUUCUGCUGCUAAGGUUUUGUUGCGCCUAGUGGUUCUCUACUUCACUGCUGCAUGGUGCGGUCCCUGCCGAAUGAUAUCUCCUGUCUAUUCAGAGCUAGCCAGGAAGCAUCCUCAAGUGGCUUUUCUCAAGGUUGACAUUGAUCAACUCAGAGAAGCUGCAGCAGAGUACAAUAUAAACAGUGUUCCGACAUUCUUUUUCCUAAGAAAUGGUAAGGAGCUAGACAAGGUUGUUGGUGCUGAUAGGGGAGAGCUUGAAAGGAAGCUUGCGCUGCAUUCUGGCACUGCAUGAGGAUAUGCGUGCAGAAUGUUCACAACUUUGCUGUAUGCACGAAGUUUGUGAAUUUUGCUUGUACUCCUGUGUAUAUAUAUGUGAGAGCCUUUGUGUGUGUGUGUGUGUGUGCGUAGAUAUAUCAAAUUUCCCGUUGCUAAUGGUCUAGACAAUUUCUAGGAGCAGCAGGAAUAUAAAUAUAUUUAAUGUGAACGUUAUUGACUUGA
Molecule: messenger RNA, 1576 nt
Organism: Nymphaea colorata (pocket water lily)
Lineage: Eukaryota; Viridiplantae; Streptophyta; Magnoliopsida; Nymphaeales; Nymphaeaceae
Product: TPR repeat-containing thioredoxin TDX
Exons: 10
Coding region: 255-1370 (371 amino acids)
Molecular function (GO): protein dimerization activity; Hsp70 protein binding
Source: RefSeq, a predicted model, not a curated record